Molecule: messenger RNA, 3842 nt
Organism: Oryzias melastigma (Indian medaka)
Lineage: Eukaryota; Metazoa; Chordata; Actinopteri; Beloniformes; Adrianichthyidae
Gene: lhx6a
Product: LIM homeobox 6
Exons: 6
Coding region: 1407-2633 (408 amino acids)
Biological process (GO): regulation of transcription by RNA polymerase II; neuron differentiation; forebrain neuron development
Cellular component (GO): nucleus
Molecular function (GO): RNA polymerase II transcription regulatory region sequence-specific DNA binding; DNA-binding transcription factor activity, RNA polymerase II-specific
Source: RefSeq, a predicted model, not a curated record
UAUCCAGCAGCUUCAGCUGAUGUCCUGCAGCGUUUCAGAUGGAAAUGAGCUGAUUUCUUAUUCACAACGGAAGAGAACUAUAUUUUUCAUGUGCAGCCAACGAACUAAAGCCUGUCUCUUGACAUCAGCCAGCGCUUCAUCACACUGUUUACCAUUAGAGCCUAAAAUUUGCUUAAUUAUCAGCAUUUAAGCAUAGGGUUAUUAAAAAUGCCUCGUAUAUAUUUGUUUCUUUAAGCUUAAAUGUCUUUUUUUUUUAGAAUUCAUUCAAUAGUUUUGAAUGGGAUAAUUUCAGAUCAAUAUAAAAAUUACCCGUAUUUGUGUAAUGUUUGCGGGUUGCCAGAUACAGAUAUAUCCUGUAAUUAUGAGGCAUGUUUAGGGUAAACCCGCAACAUCUUGAGCGCUUCGUUUUCUCUAUCAAGAGCGCUCACUUUAAACAAUAAAAAUAUUUUUAAAUAAAAAUAAAUACAUUUUUGGCCUUCUUUCUUGUUUUUUUUUCCCGAAAAUUUGCAUUUAUAGCCUAUAUAAGACAAAACGUGUAAUGAUUGCUAAUAGAUUUUAUUUUAAUUAAUCAAAUCAGUUAAAUAAUAAUAAAAAAAAAAUAGUCUUAAAAUAUUGAGUUAUUGAUUACAUAGCCACCCUUAAAUCCUAUUACUGAAUGUUUUUGGUGUUUUGGGUCAACUUUAUAUUUAAAAAAAAGAGUAAUUUGUGUGCGUAAAAAUGCAGCUGCGCCAUCCAACCUCAUUUCAUAUUUCCAGUGGCAAACAGAGGACAAUAAUGUCAGCAAUAAUCGUUUACAGGUUAUUUAUUUGUUCCGUGGCGGCCGCUAAAUGUCAGAGACAUCAAGCAGCUGCAGAGCUUCGGUAAGUUUGUAUCACCACCGAUCCAAAGUGCGUCCAGCCUUCUCACGCACAUGAAAGUCUUACCUCGCCCUCCCCCUUCUUUUUACUAUAAGGCAGGCCAGCGAGCCGCGCAAACUUUCACUAUUACCCACAGCUCUGCAAAGACACCUCGCUCGUGCGUUCCUGCUGCGCUCUGGUUCUGCCAGCUUCUCUCUGGAGCCUUGGAGUAAACAAAAGGUCAUUGCAGCCAGACUUUACAGCUCAAAAGUGGAGAGAGGAGAAGAAAAGGACGAGAUCUUCCCGGUCUCGAGUGGGCUAUUUGAGGGAGCGACAACCUACUCUGCGUAUCUCCAUUUCUGUUGCGCAGAUCGUUGCAUCCAAAAGGAGAAAAAUAUUUUUUUUCUCUUUGUUUUUUUGUUGUUGUUGUUGUUUUUUUAAGAAAAAAAGUGGCUGUCGAUUGAAUUUACGCAUGGUACGGACGGUGAAAGACCCGACGCCGUGCGCCGACUCCUCUCCUGAUUCCAGGCACCGGGUUUGGACACAUCAGCUGUGAGGUUCCAGGGGUUCAUGUACUGGAAAAAUGAAGUUUUGUCCCCUCUUUCAGAGGGAAACAAGAUUAUAUCUGAAGGAAUCCCCACCAAGCAGUCUCACUCGGACGGAGAAUCCCAGCGGUCCAACAUGGAGCGGGAGGAGACCCGCUCGUCUCCCAGCACUCCGUCCACCCCCUCCGUGUGCUCGCCAACCUCCACCGCCAGCUCGGUGCCGUCAACCGGGAAGAACCUGUGCGCCAGCUGCGGUCUGGAGAUCCUCGACAGAUACUUGCUCAAGGUGAACAACCUUAUUUGGCACGUGCGCUGUCUGGAGUGUUCCGUGUGCAGAACGUCAUUACGUCAGCACAGCAGCUGCUACAUCAAAAACAAGGAGAUCUUCUGUAAAAUGGAUUAUUUCAGUAGGUUUGGUACUAAGUGUGCCCGAUGUGGGAGGCAGAUCUAUGCCAGUGACUGGGUGCGACGUGCGAGGGGGAAUGCAUACCACUUGGCCUGUUUUGCGUGCUACUCCUGCAAGAGGCAGCUGUCCACGGGAGAGGAAUUCGGCCUGGUGGAGGAGAAGGUCUUAUGUCGGAUCCACUACGACACCAUGGUGGAGAACCUUAAACGAGCAGCUGAGAGCGGAAACGGCAUCACGUUGGAGGGAGCCGUUCCGACAGAACAAGACAGUCAGCCCAAACCGGCCAAAAGAGCUCGGACCUCCUUCACCGCCGAGCAGCUCCAGGUGAAACUAUCGGCCUCUUCAUUCCAAAAGCGUUCUUGCUUUCUGGCUGCGUUGCGGCAGGUUUUUGACCGGAUGUUUCCUCAAAUUCAGAUCAUGCAAGCCCAGUUUGCUCAGGAUAAUAACCCAGAUGCCCAAACCCUCCAGAAGCUGGCAGACAUGACGGGCCUCAGCAGGAGAGUCAUACAGGUGUGGUUUCAAAACUGCAGAGCAAGACAUAAAAAGCACACACCCCAGCACAGUGGGGCUCCACAGGGUCAUCCGCAGUCCAGGAUACCCUCGUCGCUGCCCGACGAGCUGCAUUACUCCCCCUUUGGCAGUCCUGAGCGAGCGCGCAUGGUGGCCCUUCACGGCUACAUUGACAGUGAGUUAACAUUUAAGUACUAUUUCUACAUUUUUUUUGCUUUUAAAAAAGCUCACAAAUGUUUUUUUGUUUUUUUACUAGGUCACCCCUUCUCCGUCCUGACCUCUCAGACGCUCCCUCACCAGGCCAUGGCGCUCCCUCAGCUCCCACUCAGUCGCUAGCUCGCCCCCGUGACCUCUGACUUCUGGACUCGUACCCCUGAUCUCCUAUCAGCGCCGUGAACUCACUCAAAGAUUGCGCUGGAGUCGAAAGCCGCCAGGAGCCCUGUCAGCGUGUAAACAAGGAAAUGAACUUGAGAGACAAACCUCAACAUGUUCUCAUUUUUAUAUGGACACAGAUCCUGUCUGCAGCCCUGCGAAAGCGAUAUAAAGACGUUGAUCAGAUGCAGGAUCUCACUCACUGCAUUUUCCUCCACCUGAGAGACCGAUUCUGCUUUACAUGUACAGUAUUUCCAUUUCAUUCAUCCUGCUUCUCAGCGGAAGAUAAAAGGACGUUUUAAAGGGAUGAAACUGAUAAAGGAAAUUGGACUGAAGCCCCCUGAGUGCUGUCUGAAAGCUGUUCAUACAUUUACAGUAAAGGGGAUGUGGCGUUGUGCCGGAGGGACUGGGCACACAGAGUGUAGACCGCGGGAGGUAAGACCCCUCUGUUUUCUCGCUCAGCAACCGUGAAGGAAACCCAGAUUUUAACAGAAAGUUGUUUACUUUUUAAAUGACCAUUAAAGUAAUGACAUUAAAAAAAAAAAAAAAAAGAGAGAGAAAGAAAUUUCCAUCAUUUCUUUUUCAUUGGGAUGAUUUUCUACUAAUUGAGGUAAAAAUGUGCCUUAUCUAAAAUUUCUGUUGAUUCCUAAAAUGCAUUUUUUGUAGACAAAUGAUGAAGGUAUUAGUAACACUUUUAGUAGAAAACUUAAAGAAAAAAAAUAUUUUGUUUAGCAGAAUUGAUAAAGCAUAAGAUUGGGACUUGUGUAUAAUUAAAGCAAACCUGAGUUGACCAUUUACUGUAAGUAAUCCAUUUCUCCUAAACUGAAUUUGUUACACAAGAACCCCAAAAGUUCAAUGUCACUAGUUUAUAAUUUAUGAUGUUUUGCUUCAUUGUUUCCACACAAUGAGGGACUGAGUAUUGGUACAAUAUGGACAGUAGAAAACUGAUUAAGUUUGUACAUAGUAAGCUGAGUGGUGAAGAUGUGUGUGUGUGUGUGUGUGUAAGCGUGCAUGUUUCUGUGUGCACUGACAAGUGUGCGUCUGUGUUUUUGUGCCAUGGCCAUUGUGUGAAGAACAGGAUCCACCAAAACCUCAAAUCCCUUGUAUUUAUUGAGUUGGUAAAUCCCUGUAAAGCACUUUCCCCCUCUCUAAGAUGAGUUUUUUUUGACAAAA